Triplophysa rosa is the source of this 1226-nucleotide messenger RNA. It is a transcript of the gene ap1s3b, whose product is annotated as adaptor related protein complex 1 subunit sigma 3b. Gene Ontology annotation, molecular function: clathrin-cargo adaptor activity. Gene Ontology annotation, cellular component: membrane coat; intracellular membrane-bounded organelle; AP-1 adaptor complex. Gene Ontology annotation, biological process: vesicle-mediated transport; intracellular protein transport. The transcript has 6 exons. Lineage: Eukaryota; Metazoa; Chordata; Actinopteri; Cypriniformes; Nemacheilidae. The record is from RefSeq and is a predicted model, not a curated record. The coding region runs from base 119 to 601 and encodes 160 amino acids.
UCCUCCCCCCGCAGUUCGGGAAGGACAGUGGUGAUUCCGGCUGGCCUUACUGACCAGCCGGGAAGUAAGUAGGAAUUUUGUGGAUUUCAACCCUCUGUUUACACGUCUCCGUUUCAGAAUGAUGCAUUUCCUGUUGCUGUUCAGUCGCCAGGGGAAGUUACGGCUGCAGAAAUGGUUCCUGCCCCUCCCGGAGAGAGAGAGGAAGAAGAUAAUAAAGGACAUGACCACUAUGGUGUUGGCACGGAAACCGCGUACGUGUAACUUCCUGCACUGGAGGGACCUAAAGAUUGUCUAUAAGAGAUAUGCCAGUUUGUAUUUCUGCUGUGGUUUGGAGAACCAGGACAAUGAACUUCUGGCUUUAGAGAUUCUGCACCGCUACGUGGAGCUACUUGACAAAUACUUUGGCAAUGUGUGUGAGCUUGACAUCAUUUUUAACUUUGAGAAGGCGUAUUUCAUUCUCGAUGAGUUUCUGAUGGGUGGAGAGAUCCAAGAGACGUCCAAACAGUCUAUUGUAAAGUCUAUAGAAGCAUCAGAUAUGCUACAGGAGAUGUCAAUGGCCUUUGAAGGAGGACGACAAACUGUGUUCAAGUCAUUUCUAUGAAUCAAUGGAUGGAAUUCAUUUUGUUCAACGACGAUGGAAGAAUACAUGAACAAACCGGCCUUCUGAUGACAGCAGAUGUGAUGCAAGGUGACAAGGGAACAUUCUGACUACACACUGUAGGUUGUGUCCUUCAGCCAGGACACAAUUUUAUCAUCGCAUGAUGUUACUGUUCAAACUUUACACAUGAGGGCUGCAUACACAUUUAUAAAAAAAAUUUCAGAGCUGAAGCAUCUUUCUCAGUUUCACUCAAUUUUAAUAAAAAUGAAUCAGGGUUUGAGCUGAAUUUUUGAAUAAUUAAAUUAUAGAAUUAAUAUGUUUUUCAGCUUGUAGUAGUAAUUUAAUGUAAUAAUUGCAAUGCAGAAUUUCAAUAGUUUAACUGUGCCUGCGCUGACACAACCAUAGAUAUAAACGGACAAAUUUUUACUUUUAUACCAAGAUCAAUAUGUAUAAUGAUCAUAUAUUUGCAAUAACUUUAAAGCUUGGUUUAUCUGAAGUGCCUUUUCAUGUUAUUUAACAUGUUGCAUGUCUUAGGAGAUGAAGAAAAAAGCGUCUUAAGGAAGUGUAACGCUGCUUUUUUAAGCUCACUUUGUUGAUGUUGUCUUAUUAAAAAUGUCUUUUGAUAUGA